This is a messenger RNA of Salarias fasciatus (jewelled blenny), 1221 nucleotides long. RefSeq names its product cathepsin E-like. Gene Ontology annotation, biological process: proteolysis. Gene Ontology annotation, molecular function: aspartic-type endopeptidase activity. Lineage: Eukaryota; Metazoa; Chordata; Actinopteri; Blenniiformes; Blenniidae. The transcript is spliced from 9 exons. The coding region runs from base 1 to 1221 and encodes 406 amino acids. The record is from RefSeq and is a predicted model, not a curated record.
AUGCUGAAGCUGUUGUUGUUGCUGUUGUGGACCUGGAGCAGCUUCGCUCUGGUCAGGGUUCCCCUCAAGCAGGUGCGUUCGAUUCGUACGCAGCUGCGAGCCGCCGGUGCGCUGGAGGACUUCCUGAAGGAGCAUCACCCCGCCGCGUUUAACCGGCGCUACGCUCGGUGUUUCCCCCCCGGCACCAUGUCGCUCCGGCUCGGACGCUCCAGCGAGAGGAUCUACAACUACAUGGAUACUGAGUACUUUGGGGAGAUCCGGCUCGGGACCCCUGGUCAGAACUUCUCGGUGGUUCUGGACACCGGAUCGGCCGACCUGUGGGUUCCAUCAACGUACUGUGUCAGCGAGACCUGCGCGGUGCAUCAUCGCUUCAGAGCGUUCGAUUCCUCAACGUUUCAUCACGACGGGCGGCAGUUCGGGAUUCACUACGGAUCGGGACACCUUCUGGGAGUGACGGCCAGAGACACUCUGGAGAUCGGCGGUAUGACCAUCUUGAACCAGGAGUUCGGCGAGUCCGUGUACGAACCCGGAUCCUCGUUCCUGUUGGCAAAGUUUGACGGCGUUCUGGGCCUCGCUUACCCAAGACUGGCUGAGAUCCUCGGAAACCCUGUCUUUGACAACUUAAUGGUUCAGGAGAUCGUGGAGGAGCCCGUGUUCUCUUUCUACAUCAGCAGUUCAGCAGAUGGCUCCAGUCGAGGGGGAGAACUGCUGCUCGGUGGGACGGACGAGUCGCUGUACGUCGAGCCAAUCAACUGGCUGCCUGUCACUGACAAAGGAUACUGGCAGAUCAAGAUGGACAGCGUGUCGGUUCAGGGCGUGAACUCGCUCUGUCCUCACGGCUGUCCGGCCAUCAUCGACACCGGGACCUCCCUCAUCGCCGCGCCGACCAAUGAGACCGUCGCCCUCCACCACCUGAUCGGAGCCACGCCCACCAACAUCGGCGAGUUUGUCAUCGAUUGUGCGCGGUUGUCCAGUUUGCCUCACGUGACCUUCGUUCUGGGUGGGCAGGAAUACACACUGAGCGCUCAGCAAUACGUCCGGAAGGACGUGUUCAACGGCCGGGAGUUCUGCUUCAGCGGCUUCCAGGCCAACGACAUCAUGACCCCCGAGGGCCCGCUGUGGAUUCUGGGAGAUGUGUUUCUGAGGCAGUACUACAGCAUCUUCGACCGAGGGCAGGACCGAGUCGGGCUGGCUCGUGUGAGACAACCGGCGGAGCAGUGA